Messenger RNA from Vigna unguiculata (cowpea), 1255 nucleotides. RefSeq names its product MAP kinase kinase 6 (gene MKK6). Gene Ontology annotation, molecular function: ATP binding; MAP kinase kinase activity. Gene Ontology annotation, biological process: protein phosphorylation; MAPK cascade. NCBI's taxonomy places the organism in Eukaryota, Viridiplantae, Streptophyta, Magnoliopsida, Fabales, Fabaceae. The record is from RefSeq and is a predicted model, not a curated record.
AUGAAGACAAAGACGCCAUUGAAGCAGCUGAAGCUCGCCGUUCCUGCUCAGAAAACCCCCAUUACCUCUUUCCUGACUGCUAGUGGAACUUUCCAUGAUGGAGAUCUACUGUUGAAUCAGAAAGGGUUGCGUCUUAUCUCUGAAGAAAAGGAAUCACGGCCAUCUGACGGUAAGGAACUGGAAUUUGACUUCACACUAGAUGACCUUGAGACCAUCAAAGUAAUUGGAAAAGGCAGUGGUGGUGUGGUACAACUUGUUCGCCAUAAGUGGGUUGGAAGAUUGUUUGCUUUAAAGGUUAUUCAGAUGAAUAUACAAGAGGAUAUUCGAAAACAGAUUGUUCAGGAACUGAAAAUAAAUCAAGCGUCACAGUGUCCACAUGUUGUAGUUUGCUAUCACUCGUUCUAUCACAAUGGAGUUAUAUCACUUGUGUUAGAAUACAUGGAUCGUGGUUCUUUAGCAGAUGUAAUCAAACAAGUUAAAACAAUUCUGGAACCAUAUCUUGCUGUGGUUUGUAAGCAGGUAUUGCAAGGUCUUGUUUAUCUGCACAAUGAAAGGCAUGUAAUACAUAGAGACAUUAAACCAUCCAAUCUGUUAGUUAAUCACAAAGGGGAGGUGAAGAUUACUGAUUUUGGUGUUAGUGCUAUGCUGGCAAGCUCAAUGGGUCAAAGAGAUACAUUUGUUGGAACUUACAAUUACAUGUCGCCAGAAAGAAUCAGUGGGAGUACUUAUGAUUAUAGCAGUGACAUCUGGAGUUUGGGUAUGGUAGUGCUUGAAUGUGCCAUAGGAAGGUUUCCUUAUAUUCAGUCCGAGGAUCAGCAAAACUGGCCUAGUUUUUAUGAGCUUCUGGCAGCAAUUGUGGACAGCCCUCCACCUUCUGCUCCUCCUGAUCAAUUCUCCCCGGAGUUCUGUUCAUUCGUGUCAUCCUGCAUCCAAAAGGAUCCUCGGGAUAGAUCAACAUCCUUGGAGCUUCUGAGUCACCCUUUCAUAAAAAAGUUCGAAGACAAAGAUCUUGAUCUUGGAAUUUUGGUUGGUAGCCUGGAACCUCCUGUAAAUUUUCCCAGAUAACUCUUAUAUUGUAGAGUGUAAAAUUUGUGCUAGACAGCCAUAACUCUUGGUUACAGCAAGGAAAUUCUCAUCAGUUAUGCUAUAUUAGAUACGAGUAUACUGGUACUGGUAUCAUGACAGUUUUCUUAAAGCUGAUAUGUAUAAUAGUUGCUUCUUAUUUGUUGUAUUCAAAGGCUUGAUCAUUUUGUUU